Molecule: messenger RNA, 2237 nt
Organism: Protobothrops mucrosquamatus (brown spotted pit viper)
Lineage: Eukaryota; Metazoa; Chordata; Lepidosauria; Squamata; Viperidae
Gene: PTBP3
Product: polypyrimidine tract binding protein 3
Exons: 15
Coding region: 86-1732 (548 amino acids)
Biological process (GO): regulation of RNA splicing; mRNA processing
Cellular component (GO): nucleus
Molecular function (GO): mRNA binding
Source: RefSeq, a predicted model, not a curated record
GAGAGAGCGGCUGUUCGGCUCCCUUUCCCUUCCCUUCCCCCUCACCCUGUCCCGUCCCUCGCAGCUUCCUUCCUCCUGUCUUGCCAUGGAUGGUGUUGUUACAGAUCUUAUAGCAGUCGGUUUAAAGCGUGGAUCUGAUGAGCUUCUUCCUUCUGGUAUCACAUACGGGACUCUUACGAUGAGCAAUCCUACUCCUGCUACUGCUAAUGGGAAUGACAACAAGAAAUUUAAAGGCGACAGAUCUCCCUGCUCACCUUCUCGAGUUCUUCAUCUUCGUAAAAUUCCAAAUGAUGUCACUGAAGCAGAAGUAAUUUCUCUAGGUGUACCUUUUGGCAAAGUUACUAAUCUCUUGAUGUUGAAAGGAAAAAGCCAGGCUUUUCUAGAAAUGGCUUCAGAAGAAGCUGCUGUUACUAUGGUGAACUACUACACUCCUGUUACACCUCACCUUCGCAGUCAGCCUGUUUAUAUUCAGUAUUCCAAUCAUAGAGAACUUAAGACUGACAAUCUACCCAACCAUGCUAGAACUCAAGCUGCAUUGCAAGCAGUGAAUGCUGUGCAGUCUGGAGGCAUGGCCCUCACAGGUGCUCCAAUGACUGAGAGUGGGCUGCCUCCUGGUCAGAGUUCGGUUCUUCGAAUUAUUGUGGAAAAUCUCUUCUAUCCUGUUACUCUAGAAGUGCUAUAUCAGAUCUUCUCCAAGUUUGGAACAGUUCUGAAGAUCAUAACCUUUACGAAGAAUAAUCAGUUCCAGGCCUUGCUUCAAUAUGCUGAUCCUUUGAAUGCACAGUAUGCCAAAAUGGCUCUGGAUGGUCAGAAUAUCUAUAAUGCCUGCUGCACUCUUCGCAUUGAUUUCUCCAAGCUAACAAGCCUUAAUGUAAAAUAUAACAAUGAUAAGAGCAGAGACUUCACACGUCUGGACCUUCCUUCAGGGGAUGGGCAGCCUUCACUUGACCCUAAUAUGGCUGCUGCUUUUGGUACUCCAAGUAUCAUCUCACCAUAUGCAGGGGCAGCUGGCUUUGCUCCUGCCAUUGGCUUCCCCCAAGCAGGUUUAUCGGUCCCGGCUGGCGCACUUGGUCCUCUUGCAAUUUCCACCUCUGCAAUGACUGGGCGGAUGGGUCUCCCAGGAGUUACAGGAUUACCUGGAAAUUCUGUGUUACUUGUUAGCAAUCUUAAUCCUGAUGCAAUCACACCAGAUGGGCUUUUUAUCUUGUUUGGUGUUUAUGGUGAUGUCCACCGUGUAAAAAUCAUGUUUAAUAAGAAGGAAAAUGCCUUAGUUCAAAUGGCAGAUGCAACUCAAGCCCAACUAGCCAUGAAUCAUUUAAAUGGACAAAAACUAUAUGGGAAAACACUCCGUAUUACACUCUCAAAGCAUCAAACAGUACAGCUCCCUCGUGAGGGUCAAGAGGACCAGGGUCUAACUAAGGACUAUGGCAAUAGCCCUUUGCAUCGCUUUAAGAAGCCUGGCUCCAAAAACUUCCAAAAUAUCUUCCCACCGUCGGCCACUCUUCACCUCUCCAACAUUCCGCCUUCUGUCACAGUGGAUGACCUGAAGGAUCUUUUUGCUGGUACUGGGUGUACUGUGAAAGCCUUCAAAUUCUUUCCAAAAGACCGCAAAAUGGCUCUUAUCCAAUUGGGCACUAUGGAAGAAGCAAUCCAAGCCCUCACUGAGCUUCAUAAUCAUGAUCUUGGAGAAAAUCAUCACCUCAGAGUUUCCUUUUCUAAAUCUACAAUCUGAAUCUGAUGCAUUGAGGAGUUCAACGCAUUGCCGUUAGUUCCAGUAAAAACUUUCAGGCAGAGACCAUAAUAGGCCAAACCAAGGCGGCAUCCUUGAACAAUGAAACUUGUGUGCGUCAUGUGUAAUUCUGUACUUUGUAACAAAUCGUGGGUUUACCUUUUGCUAUAAUGGCAAAUGGUCCUACACAAAAUUUUCUGUUAAUAAUCUUACCUUUAGCAGAACCCUUUUUUUUGGGGGGGGGGUGAUUUCAGGAACAUGGUCUAAGCUUUUAUUCCCAGACAAUAUUUGUGUUCCUUGUCAAACAAUGUGCUCGAUGGAAUGUUUUAAAAAUAAUUUUGACAAAUUAUUUGUCAGUUACAUCCAAAAUAUUUUGGUGGGAAUAGUUUUUUUUUUUACCAAUUAAUGUUUUAAUCAUUCUCUAUUGAAAAUAUUGGAGGAAAGGCAGUGCCUUAUUUCUCCUUGGAGUAAUGUAAUGAUAUCCAAUAAAUUCUGUAACCCACACAGA